AUGGCGCUCAGUAGCUUCAACCGCCCCUUCACCCUGGACCCCUUUUUCGACCUGGGCUCUUCCGGGCUCACCGACCCCUGGGGCACGUGGGGCGGGGGAGGGUUUGGGGGAGGGUUUGGGGGUUUUGGGGACUGGUACGGCUCGGGCGCGCGCGCGCCCGGCUUCUACCGGGGGGAUAACACCGACCCCGACCAGUGGGCCAGGACGAUGCGCGAGCGGAGGGCCAUCCUGAACACCGAUGUCGACUGGGUGGAGUACCCGGACGCCCAUGUCUUCUUCAUCGAUAUGCCUGGCGUUCCCAAGGAGAACGUGAAGGUCCAGCUGGAGCAGGACCGCACGCUGGUGAUUCGCGCGGAGCGCAACACGACGCCCAAGGGCCAGGACUUCACCUUCCACCGCGCCGAGCGGGGCGACUUCUUCAUGCGCCGGUUCAGGCUUCCCGCCAACGCGGACACGUCCAAGAUCGAGGCCAAGUUCGACAAUGGAGUGCUGGAGGUGAAGGUCCCCAAGAAAGAGGAGGCCGUCAAGCACGAGACCAAGGAUGUCGAAGUGAAGCACGAUUAG
Molecule: messenger RNA, 564 nt
Organism: Klebsormidium nitens
Lineage: Eukaryota; Viridiplantae; Streptophyta; Klebsormidiophyceae; Klebsormidiales; Klebsormidiaceae
Source: the annotation of a GenBank genome assembly